This is a messenger RNA of Rhipicephalus microplus (southern cattle tick), 3203 nucleotides long. RefSeq lists its product as uncharacterized. Lineage: Eukaryota; Metazoa; Arthropoda; Arachnida; Ixodida; Ixodidae. The record is from RefSeq and is a predicted model, not a curated record.
UUCUUCGGCCGCCAGAAGCGGCCCAUUCGCCGAGCACGCUGCCGCCAUGAGUGCAGGCUCCCUGGAUUACUCCUGCCUCGGCGACCUCCGCAGCUGAGUGUUUUUGUGCCCCACACGAAGACCCUUUGCAGGAUGCGGCUCCUCGCCUGCCUGCUGUUCGUCGCUGGAGCGAGCAUGGCGAGGUGCGAGGAGACCGCCGCCGGUCCCGUCUACAAGGGUGGCCGUGCGGAGGCGCUGACACAGCAGGCGCACACAGCGCUGCCCACAGUCACUGUGCGCGGCUUCCUGAAUUUCCGCACAACAGUGGAUGGCACCGUGAUUGUGUUCACGCCGGCCUCCGACGGGAAGCCGACCGCGACUAGCACUGCCCGACCAUCGUCGUCAACCAAUGCAGUGGCACCUCAGCCCCAGACCACGAACGUGCUGGGCUUCGAGAUUGUUGGAGGAGGCGCCAACGAAGUGCUGCCUCCGCCGACACCCACGAGUAGGCAACCCACCUCUACCUCCACAAACAGCAGGCGGCGGCUAAGCAAUACCCGUAUAAGCAGCAGGUCGUCUUCAAGCAGGCCCCAAUACCCCACCGGACUGGUCACAGUGCUUGGGGGAACGCACGUACACCGUGGGGUGACGACAAUCCACGAGACAAAAGUCAUCGGCACGUACAUCGAUGGCAAGUACGCGCAGAUCCUGCAGAGCACCUCACGCCUCGUGUCCGUCGCGCCUUCGGCGGCUGCAGUGAGCAGUACGCCCACAGCGGCGUUUCGAGCACCCGAGGCGACACCCUUCGUCCAGCUGCUGCCAAAACUAGAGCCCUCACCAAGCCUGAAGCACCAGCACGUGGUACGCUCUGACAUCGCCAAGGCCACCACGAGAGAGGAACGUCUUCGUGCACGCAAGUUGGGUGACACCUCUUCAGCGGCGUUGCAGUCAUCGUUCCGAAGCCCUGAGCCAAGUAGCAGCCGGCCGCAGCUUCCGCGGCGCACACAGUCACUUCCGGGGUUGAGGACUAGCCGAUACCGGUCUGUGACCCGUGAACCGCUGGCAUUAGACCUGGAAGAUAACACAAUCGUGGUCACUAGGGGACGCCACCAACAGCAGCGGCACACGCCACUUUUGGCGGCGGCUGGAACGAGGCUUCGAUACGUGCCUGCCAGGAAUACACACACGGUUCGACUGAACCGCUUCAAGGUGCGCCUGACAGCUCGCCCCGAUGCUUUAUCAGAGCCGUCUUCAGCAGAAGAAGAGCUGGCGGCCGCCACACCGUCGUCGAUAUCAUCGGCUCCUCCUGUGGAGCCAAGUGACGACGUGGAUCCACUGGUGUCUAUUGACCCAGCGAGGGUGCGUUACGAGCCGACGACGUUGACGAGCCUGGUGACAUUGCAUGCGGCUCAGGGCAAGUCUGUGGUGCGAACACUCACCAUCACCACGUCGGUGCCGCGUACAGUCGAGCCUUCAGAGCUCGUCUCCAACGGCAUCCUCGAGGGUUCCGAGGGGCAGCCUCAUCUUACCGCCAUCGACAGCAGUGAGGAACAGACGCCGCCGCUCGUCGUCUCCAGGGUGUACUCUACCACUGAGCACUCGUGGCGCACAUCACUGGUUCCCGUGUUCGACGGCCUGGCCACCACCACGCACACCUUGACCGAGAGUUUCAUCAUUCGCAAGAUCGUGACUGCAUACCGCACCAUGCCGCCUGGGGACCUGCUGGUCUUUGACGAGCGCAACGUCACACUCGAUCUUGACUCGGAGCAAUACUUCCAGACUCUACUGAAUGUAUGCAGUGAAAAAGGUGCUGCCACUCCUCCUGCACCGACCGCGCAGCAGCAGCAGCCACGGAUGCAGGAGGCCUCGUAUUUAGCGUUGCCGUCAGACGGCGACCAGCCUGUGCAGCUCGCCAACCCAUUGCUCAACGCAGCAUUUUCGAAUAAUCCACUCGCAGCUGUCUACCUUGGCCUGCAGCAGCUCAACCAACAGGCCACGCUCUACUCAACCGUGACACAGUCUAGCGUCUACACCACAACAGACACAGUGUUCCAAACCAAGCUGGUCAGUUUCUACGAUGGUCGGCGGACACGAACACGCACCUUGUCUGAGUCGCUAUCAACAACGGAGCGCACGCUCACCAGCUACGUGACCAGUGUGGUACCAUACCUAAACACGCAGGCGCUGCAGCUUCAGCAGUUACAGCAGCAACAGCUGCAGCAACUCAUUGGUACGCAGCUGGGCGUGGUGCCGACGCAGCCACCGGCACCGCGCUACACCACCGUGACGUCUACGCACACAACGGUGACGACGGGUACCAGCUACAGCUCCAAAAUAUACACACUCAUCUACAACGCAUUCAGCACGCGAUACCGAACCGUGACCAGCUCCAGUUCAUACGUGACCACACUUACCGUGACAUCAACGUCCUCUUACCUGGUGCAGCCCAAGGCCCCUCCUGAAGCUUUAGCACCACAGCAGAGGGUGUUGGCACCACACACUGUGGCGCCGGCCAUGCCAUCACAGCUGGUUGCGGCCGCUUAGACACUAUGCUUAGGCCGCACAUCGGCAGGUAUGCCCACCACCUGGCCAAACGGUGCGCCAUAAUCCUUGCUCACAACAUGGUCGAACAACUAAGUGUGUCUAUAACUUUUCCUUUGGUGAAGAAAAUCAUGCCUUCAAUUUUGAUGUGUCACUAGAACAUUUUUGCCAGAGCAGAAAAUCCAAGAUUCAAUCCUGGCAAGCUUGAAGACAACUUUCUGUGACAAAGAAUAGACCGCAUGAGUGGGACAAAUACCAUCUGUUCAGCAGUAAAACUCGUUAUCACAUUUUUAUGUUCUUUAAAAUGAAGAAAGUAUUCCCCACCAUUUGGUGUUAUUGACCAAAGCCAGGCUUGUUCACAGUGUAAUGAACUUUAUUGCAGGGAAAAAACCUUUCCUUGGAGAGCUAUGCCAGGUGGCCGGAAUAGCGAGUGAGAAGGGUCGGCGAAUGUUGUUUUAAAUUCGCUUAUGUGUGAGUGGCUGUCACGAGCGCUUUACUUGGAAGGCCCGCAGUGGCGAGCCCAAACGAAAAAUUAUGCAUACCUAUUUAUUAUUCGAGCAAGACAUUUCUCAUGAGAGCAAAGUCAGUCUUUGUAACUCUUGUCUUUUGUUCAUACGAAGCCUCACGUUGUUGUUUUGAAGAGUGUUCAUGUAAAAAUAAAAGUCUAUGAUGUGUUUUACAAA